Molecule: messenger RNA, 2471 nt
Organism: Perognathus longimembris pacificus (Pacific pocket mouse)
Lineage: Eukaryota; Metazoa; Chordata; Mammalia; Rodentia; Heteromyidae
Gene: Hoxd10
Product: homeobox D10
Exons: 2
Coding region: 555-1787 (410 amino acids)
Biological process (GO): regulation of transcription by RNA polymerase II
Cellular component (GO): nucleus
Molecular function (GO): RNA polymerase II cis-regulatory region sequence-specific DNA binding; DNA-binding transcription factor activity, RNA polymerase II-specific
Source: RefSeq, a predicted model, not a curated record
GACUCCCGUUGCUCGAGGCGCGCGGAGGGGCCACCCGAAUUCUGGCGUGAGGGCCUAGAAAAAAGAUUAGUGCGGGGGCUGGACCCGUCAGCUAUGCUCUGGCUCUGGCCGGCUGCGUGGCCUCUCGGCCCUCGCAGCCGUCUGCGCUUCCCGGGACAUUUUGGCCCAGGCAUCGCCUGGGAGAUCUUCCGAUUGGACCCCUGGGAGGGAUGUCUCAGGAUUUGGUGAAAUCAGCCUCACCUUCCCAGAUGCCCGGUAUGGAAUGAGCCACCCCGCGCCUCCACCCCUUGCCCGGGACUUGGCUCUCUUGGGCACGUUCUGCCUGACUGUUUGGAGGAAAAUGCUUCUGUGUGCUAGCGCCACUGUGCUGGGGCUUUCCUUCCCGCGCGUGUCCUCCCACCCAAGGCUCCUUCCACCAGCGGGGUCCGGUGGCCGGGACGGGAGACUCAGUGUGGGGCCAGCAGGCUAAGAGAUCCCCGGGGAGGCGGGCCGGCGGGCGGCGGCGAGCUCUGGGCCGGUUGUCUCCAGCGCGCACUAUCGCAGGCGCAUAGUAGAUGUCGCUGUUGUCCGUGCUUACGCGGCCGGCCGGCCAGGCUCUGGAGCACGUGACCUGCGAGGAGGCUGCGGCUCAAGGCCAUUUUCAAAUCUCAUUGGCUUGGUUGUCAUGUGGUCGGCAGAGGCAUCCACAAUUACACGGGGAAUGUUUUCCUAGAGAUGUCAGCCUACAAAGGACACAAUCUCUCUUCUUCAAAUUCCUCCCCAAAAUGUCCUUUCCCAACAGCUCUCCUGCUGCUAAUACUUUUUUAGUAGAUUCCUUGAUCAGUGCCUGCAGGAGUGACAGUUUUUAUUCGAGCAGCGCCAGCAUGUACAUGCCACCACCUAGCGCAGACAUGGGGACCUAUGGAAUGCAAACCUGUGGACUGCUCCCGUCUCUGGCCAAAAGAGAAGUGAACCACCAAAAUAUGGGUAUGAAUGUGCAUCCUUAUAUACCUCAAGUAGACAGUUGGACAGACCCGAACAGAUCUUGUCGAAUAGAGCAACCUGUUACACAGCAAGUCCCCACUUGCUCCUUCACUACCAACAUUAAGGAAGAAUCCAAUUGCUGCAUGUAUUCUGAUAAGCGCAACAAACUCAUUUCUGCCGAGGUCCCUUCGUACCAGAGGCUGGUCCCUGAGUCCUGUCCUGUUGAGAACCCCGAGGUUCCUGUCCCUGGAUAUUUUAGACUGAGUCAGACCUACGCCACCGGGAAAACCCAAGAGUACAAUAACAGCCCCGAAGGCAGCUCCACUGUCAUGCUCCAGCUCAACCCUCGUGGCGCGGCCAAGCCGCAGCUCUCGGCUGCCCAGCUGCAGAUGGAAAAGAAGAUGAACGAGACGGCGAGCGGCCAGGAGCCCACCAAAGUCUCCCAGGUGGAGAGCCCAGAGGCCAAAGGCGGCCUUCCCGAAGAAAGGAGCUGCCUGGCUGAAGUCUCCGUGUCCAGUCCUGAAGUGCAGGAGAAGGAAAGCAAAGAGGAAAUCAAGUCUGAUACUCCAACCAGCAAUUGGCUCACUGCAAAGAGUGGCAGAAAGAAGAGGUGCCCUUAUACUAAGCACCAAACCCUGGAAUUAGAAAAAGAGUUCUUGUUCAAUAUGUACCUCACCCGCGAGCGCCGCCUAGAGAUCAGUAAGAGCGUUAACCUCACCGACAGGCAGGUCAAGAUAUGGUUUCAAAACCGCCGAAUGAAACUCAAGAAGAUGAGCCGAGAGAACCGGAUCCGAGAACUGACCGCCAACCUCACCUUUUCUUAGGUCUGAGAUCGGUGAGAGGCCGGGAUCAGAGAGGGGCACCGCAUUCCAGGGCCCGGUGCUGGAGGACUGGGAAGGCAGAAACAAAACCUUCAUUGCUCUUUGUUUUUCGUUUUGUUUUGUUUUGUUUUCCUGCUAGAAUGUGACUUUGGGGUCAUUCUGUUCGUGCUGCAAGUGAUCUGUAAUCCCUAUGAGUAUAUAUAUAUAUAUUAAAAAACUUAGCACGUGUAAUUUAUUAUUUUUCAUCAUAAUGCAGGGUAACUAAUACUGCGCAUUUUCAUUUGGAUCUUAACUUAUUGGAACUGUGGAGCAUCCAUCUAGCCAUCCAUCCAUUCAACCAUCCAACAAUGUGACUUUUUCAUGUUUUUCCUCACACAAAAUUUCUCUGUAUGUGGUUAGCCCAUGGACUCGUGGCAUUUUGAAUACAUCCAGUACUUUUAAAAAAUUACAUAUAUAUUUAAAAAUUAAGAAAACCCACAAGCUUUGGGGGAGGGGGACUAAAAAGCACAUUACAAUGUAUCUUUUCACAAAUGAACUUAGCAAUGUCCUUGGUGAAAUGGAAUAUUGACAACUUAUGCCUUGUAGCCUUUCCCUUGUGGUGCAUCUGUGGUUUGGUAGAAGUACAACAGCAACCUGUCCUUUCUGUGCAUGUUCUGGUCGCAUGUAUAAUGCAAUAAACUCUGGAAA